ACGUAACUCUGCGGCAUCACAAUGGUCUUAUUAACCCGGGGCGGAGCGUGGAAAAGCGCAUUCAGGGCGCAGGCGGUCCCGGGACUCGGAGAGGAGCCGAUCACGGCGAGAGGGAGCAGCGGCUGCUUUGAGCACAGAUCCCGUGGUUAGAAGAUGACGCACCAGGCUCCGGCACUGACUCCUGAGCAGAAGAAGGAGUUGAAUGAAAUCGCCCUGCAGAUUAUCUCACCUGGAAAGGGCAUCCUGGCCGCCGAUGAGUCUGUGGGGAGCAUGGCCAAGCGCCUGACCCAGAUCGGCGUGGAGAAUACCGAGGAGAACCGCCGCUUCUACCGGCAGAUCCUGAUGACAGCCGACGACCGGGUCAAAACCUUCAUCGGGGGAGUCAUCUUCUUCCACGAGACCCUGUACCAGGCCACUGAUGACGGGACCCCCUUUAUAAACAUUAUCAAAGAGAGGAACAUUGUGGCAGGGAUCAAGGUCGAUAAAGGAGUUGUUCCCUUGGCUGGAACCAAUGGAGAGUCCACCACUCAAGGCUUGGAUGGAUUAGCAGAGCGCUGUGCUCAGUACAAAAAGGAUGGAGCAGACUUUGCAAAGUGGCGUUGUGUACUGAAAAUUAGUGCAACAACCCCGUCUGCACUUGCAAUCUUGGAGAACGCCAAUGUCCUGGCCCGAUACGCCAGCAUCUGCCAGCAGAAUGGCAUUGUUCCCAUUGUGGAGCCUGAGAUUCUACCAGACGGCGAGCAUGAUCUGAAGAAAUGCCAGUACGUCACAGAAAAGGUGUUGGGGGCUGUUUAUAAAGCACUAAGUGAUCACCAUAUUUACCUGGAAGGUACUUUGCUGAAGCCCAACAUGGUGACUCCUGGCCAUUCUUGCCCUACCAAAUACAGCCCCGAGGAGAUUGCCACUGCAACAGUUACUGCACUGAGGCGCACUGUCCCACCUGCUGUUCCAGGAGUCACAUUCUUAUCUGGAGGGCAGAGUGAGGAGGAGGCCACCGUCAACCUCAAUGCUAUCAAUAAGUGUCCACUGUCAAAACCAUGGGCACUCACCUUCUCCUUUGGCCGAGCCCUGCAGGCCUCUGCGCUGAAUGCCUGGGGAGGCGAGAAAGACAACAUGCAGGCCGCACAGGAUGUGUUCAUGAAGCGUGCUGAGGUUAACAGCUUGGCCUCCCUUGGGAAGUACGAGCCAAGCAUUGAGCCAAGCACUGAGGGUGAGGGUGGAGGUGAAGGUGAGGGUGAAGAUGCAGCCAACCAGUCUCUCUACAUAGAAGAUCAUGCUUACUGAACGGAAACCACAGGAAAGUACUAGUAAUAAAAUCAAUGAAAAAAAAAUCUCCAAUCGGCUUCUCGUAAUCAGCUGACCCACAGCCUCUGCUGCCUUGUACCUCGUGUUCUCACUGCCUGCGUUGUUUAACUGUGUAGCUGUGACUUAAGUUUAAGAGUACGGGCAACACUAUACCCCCCUCCCUCCAGUCCCAAAAAUCAAUUGCCCAAGUUAAUUUUGUUUCACUUUAUGAUACUCUCUACCAGAUGUCUUGCGACCUGUCGAUAUCAAUGGACAUUGGAUGUUCAGCACCCUCAAAUAUCAUGCCGUGUUUUCUUGCUUCCCUGAAAGAUUGAAACGUAAUCGUAAUGUUGCCUGCCUUGCCUCUUGCCUCUUAAUCACCCAGGCUUGUGAUGAACAAGUAAUCUUUCCGAUAACCACUUGUAGAUCAGAUAGUCACCGCAGAUUGCUGUGUGAUAAUGUGAAUAUGUUACUAUAGCUUGUCAAGUGAGAUCACAACAGAAGAGGUGGCUGCACACUUGAAUAUAGAGGAGUAAUCAUUACUAAUAGAUAUAUACACACACCACAAGCUGAAACUGGUUGCAGACAGUGCUCAUUGUGUUCUCUCCCUGCACAGGGAAACAGGGGAUGCACUGUUCGUAUAUUCUUUUGUACGCAGGGUGACAGUGGAUGCAAUUACAUGGGAGCGCUGAGUAUUGUGUUUAAAAGUAUUUUGUGAUAUAUAACUGUACUGACUCUACAUCUACCAGUAGUUACAAUAAACAAAGGGAACAAACCCUAGUAUUAUUGUCUAUA
Molecule: messenger RNA, 2079 nt
Organism: Amblyraja radiata (thorny skate)
Lineage: Eukaryota; Metazoa; Chordata; Chondrichthyes; Rajiformes; Rajidae
Product: fructose-bisphosphate aldolase C
Exons: 9
Coding region: 154-1284 (376 amino acids)
Biological process (GO): glycolytic process
Molecular function (GO): fructose-bisphosphate aldolase activity
Source: RefSeq, a predicted model, not a curated record